Messenger RNA from Macrobrachium nipponense, 2593 nucleotides. RefSeq lists its product as uncharacterized. The record is from RefSeq and is a predicted model, not a curated record. Lineage: Eukaryota; Metazoa; Arthropoda; Malacostraca; Decapoda; Palaemonidae. The transcript has 4 exons. The coding region runs from base 103 to 1179 and encodes 358 amino acids. Gene Ontology annotation, biological process: DNA damage response; fatty acid metabolic process. Gene Ontology annotation, cellular component: mitochondrial matrix.
UAAUGCUGAACAGCUGAUUAUUGUUAUGGUUUCCCUUUGUGGUCUGGUCCCUACCUCAAAAAUUUCUCCAAGCAUUUCGUGGAAAAUUAGCGUCUCGAUAAAAUGAUUGUAUUAAAGUCUAAAACUUUUUCGGUGGGAGCCAGAUGCGGAGUCUGGUGCAAAAUGAGAUACUAUUCUUCUCUCAGUCGUAAUUCUAAUGUUACGUCGGACUGUCCUAGUCAUGGAAAUCUUUUCUGUGCUGUACUAAAUGGGACGCUUAACUCUAGUCGUUUAGAUAACUUUGCACGAAGCUUCUCAAAGUAUAUGCGUCCAUAUAUUUGCCCUCACUGGACCAUGGCAAUGAUAAGUCCAAAUUCACGGGGCUCAGGCGAGAGACCAAGUGGUCAGACGGCUUUGCUUUAUGGCUCUACUAGACCUCAUCUUCAAGUGUUAAAUAGUUACCUAAGUUCACAAGCCAAAGAUGUUAGUAAUAUUAACCAUAAUCUAACAGACGAUGCGAAUCCAAGGGACCAUACCCGUAUUGAUAUGUUUAAUUCGUCAGAUGCCGAUUUCAGUGUAGAGAAAUCCAAAGAAAAAAUAAAAUAUUUACAUUUCCAUUCGUCGUGCUCUCUCGAAACAGUUGAGGAAGUUACAUCAAGCUUUCAAGUUGUCAGUGACUUUAUAAGCAUCGAGGAGGAAGAAAUUCUGAUGAAAGAAGUUGAACCACACUUCAAACGACUACAAUACGAGUUUGAUCAUUGGGAUGAUGCUAUUCAUGGUUUUCGAGAAAUUGAACGAGGAAGAUGGGGUAAAAGUGCUUCGCCUAUUAUAUCAAGGAUGAAGAAAUAUGCCUUCCCAGAGGAGCAAGACCUGAUAGCCCAGGUCCACAUCUUAGAUUUGGCCAAAACUGGAGUCAUUAAACCUCAUGUAGAUAGUGUCAGGUUUUGUGGUAACAUCAUCUCUGGUGUGUGUUUACUUAGUGAUGCUGUGAUGCGACUUGUUCAUGUUAACAACAAAGACCAAGUUAUUGAUGUCAUGCUACCAAGGAGAGCGCUCUAUAUAAUGAGAGACGGCUCUCGGUACAACUACACACAUGAAAUACUAGAAGAAAACAAAUCCUUCUUUGGUUCCAUUGCAGUUCUGAGAGAUAGAAGGGUAUCAGUCAUAUGCAGAAAUAACCCAAAAGAAGGUAACAAGUAAGAAAUAAUUUGAAUAAUAUGAAAAUCCAACCAUAUAUUUUUACUACAGUCAUUACCACCUGUUGAAUGAGUGGUCAACUACUGAAGGGGUAUUUAACGAAGCAAAGCACUAGUUAGCCUACAGAUGAUAAAUGCCGUGAGAUUGGUGGCCCUUUUUCUUUUACAUAUUACUCUGGGUUGAGGUGGUGAACAAACAUUAUUUUACAGAACCCUUUGGCCUGUUUUCUGUUGUACAAGGUAUUCAGUUUUAGACAUGCCAUCGCUGUCUUUCUUUGCAUGAAUUCAAAAUUUUUUUUUAUAAAUCACCUUUGAAAGAAUAGUUAUUUAUAAUCAUAAAGCUUAAAAAUUACAAUACAUGAACAUUUGGUGGUAAAGUUAUUUUUAGUUUUCACAUGAAAGUUUUCUUUAUUGUAGUGAGCAGGAUUUUAGUUGACUAGCUUCUUAACUCUUUUCAUUCUAUUACUUGAGUUUCUUGAUGCCAUCUGUCUUCAUCUCAUUUUCAUAAAGGCAUGGUAGCACACUUAUGGUAUGUUUGUUGUCUUCUGAUGUUUAGGUUGUCUUAUUUCAAAAGCUUUUAAACAGAGCAGACACAAAGAUUAUGUCAGUGGAUCUGGAGACAACUACAAAUCCAAAAACAGCAGUUUUUUUAUUUCCAAUCGGAUGGACAUGGGUGCUGAAGAGCUCAGUAGUGAAUCAUACUAUGGUUUCUCCUGAAGUUUUCAUAUAUUUUCUUGGACAUCUCCCAUCUCUGUAUUUAUCCAAGCUUUUCUUCUAUAAAUAGAAAUGGAAAAGAAGCCUGGAUUGAAAUCAGGAGAUGGGAGCCAGUCCUAAGGAAAUAUAAAAAGAUGAAACUUGGUGUAGUUUAUUGGCUUUUUGAAAAAGGUCCUAUACGUACUAACUUAGAUAGUACAUCAAAUGUUAUGCGAUUUUUUUUAUAAUUUUAGGUUACAGAGUUUGAAAACUUUAAUUGAAGGCCAAACUGCUUAACCACUAUAUGUAGUGCUCAAGAGUUCACACUAAAAACAGUUUUAAGUUUAGAAGGGCUUCAUAUUAAUAUGAAAGGUCAUAUCUGUCAGUUAACUUUUACCACUUCAUAAUCAUUAGUACAACACAGUGAGACUAAUGGUAAGGCAUCAAUAAAAAGUAGUAAUAGGCUGCUUAUUUUUUAUACUAUUUUAAAAGAAAAAAUAAAAGUUGUAUUUAUUAUUUAUAUAAUAAAUAUUCAUUUACACAAUAGCUAUGAUAGAAUGGAAGGUUACUAAUUUCUUUCUUUUAUAUUAUAGAUUUUCAUCUACAUAAUAAAUAUGACAGAAUGAAAGUUACUCUUUUCUUUCUUACUGCUGUACUCGUGUCUCUCUUACUAUUGUAACUCCCACUGUAAAUAAUUUCAUAAAAUAUGACAAAAGGUUAAUUAA